Fusarium coffeatum is the source of this 531-nucleotide messenger RNA. RefSeq lists its product as uncharacterized. Lineage: Eukaryota; Fungi; Ascomycota; Sordariomycetes; Hypocreales; Nectriaceae. The record is from RefSeq and is a predicted model, not a curated record. Bases 1 to 531 code for a protein of 176 amino acids. The transcript has a single exon.
AUGCCUUCCGAACGCCAGAAAGAUACCCGCGGGCACACGGUCCGCUUUGUUGAGUCUUCCACGGAGCAGUCCGACUCAAUUCAAGAUUGGAUUUCCGAUGUUGGUCUUGCAAUUUCGAGCUUGCCUCAUCCAGCUCCUUUAACUGGAAAAUCUUUUGAAUCUGAACUCGGAGAGCUGAUGACAAAGUACGAGGUACUCAAAACGAUGUUGGGCGAUAUUGAAGACAAGAUGGCUGUGCUUUUCUACCAGCGUCAACGAGAGAUUGACAGUUCUUCGUCCUCAUCAUCAUCGUCAUCUUCUUCCUCUUCUAAAGAUAAAACCUCUGAGGAACUUCAACCGGCUAGAUCUCGUGCUUGCGAGAGGAAAGAGAAGCGUAAUGUGCCUACUGAGUACAGCGACUACAAUUCCUACCACAGUGAGCACGAAGCCAAAAUCAAGACGACGACUCGUAAGGCGAAGAAACCAAAGACUGUGGAGGAACAGAAUAGACACAUCAACAAGGUUUUGAUGCGAGAGGCCAUGAGCCGUUGA